Seriola aureovittata is the source of this 1497-nucleotide messenger RNA. Its product is annotated as hemoglobin embryonic subunit alpha-like. Gene Ontology annotation, molecular function: organic acid binding; peroxidase activity; iron ion binding. NCBI's taxonomy places the organism in Eukaryota, Metazoa, Chordata, Actinopteri, Carangiformes, Carangidae. Gene Ontology annotation, biological process: oxygen transport; hydrogen peroxide catabolic process. The record is from RefSeq and is a predicted model, not a curated record. The transcript has 3 exons. Gene Ontology annotation, cellular component: hemoglobin complex; haptoglobin-hemoglobin complex; blood microparticle. The coding region runs from base 1000 to 1434 and encodes 144 amino acids.
UGUUUUGGUCAUAUGGGCAUAACGGGCAAUUUAAAUGAUCGCAAGUUUUUGACAGAGCCAUAGUCUGAUAUAUGCACACAGAUGGACGCCAUCACAGGUGAAAAAACGAAGCGGCAAAUCCAGUCAGAAGCCAACAGCGAGCACCUCGGACAGCUCCCACAUCCUCCCGUGGGACGUCCAAGGAUCAGCACCUCGGAUAGCGGUCUUUAAAUUUGAAUGCGGAAUGUUGACUGAUCUGAUUUAUUUAAAAUAAAUAAAUAGGCCACAUGUUUUGAGGUCAGUUGAAUGAAAGCUUCAUUGUAGCUCAGCUUAGAGAAAAUGAACGAUAAGAAAAAAAUUAUCUGGGAAAAGUGUCUCCUUAUGAUAACAUACAUAUGUAUCCCUACAUGUAUGCGGCUCUAAAAUCUGUCUCACAGGGGCACAAAACGAUUGAGUCGUGCAUCAAUUGAGAAAUUAAAUGUUGGCUACAACAUGUUAUAUAACCUACUGAGCUGUGCUACUAUUUAAGUUUAAAAUGUGUUUUGUGAUUUUUAUAUUUUAAUUUCGUACACAAGAAUAAAAUUCAAAGACAUGAGUCAAACUGAACUGCACCAGGUAUCAAAUAAACUGCUCCCAGUGCUGAGUUGACCUGCCUGUAGGUCUACAUCUAAAAUAUAUUUUCAACAAUAGAGACCCAUCAGUCGCAGCUGAGCGUAUAGGCUACAGGUGACACGAGGCGUCUGUUGGUGUCUUCGGGGCCUUUUGCAAAAUGCAAGAUCAUUUGAACAGAUCGUAUCAUUUAGAAGUCAAGCGAUGUAAUUCAAAGAAGCUGUAGAGCCACCAUGGCAAGAUUUCUGUUUAUCUCUUGGAGGCUACGACCUGACGUAACGUAACCUAUUGCCGCUUGCAACAUAUCUUGGAGUAGGAGGCGCUGGGUGUGCCCACCCUCUGUUUCAAGCAUAAAAACCCCCACGGUCUCAGCUGAUCAAGACAUUCAGCAAACCUCAAUCUACAGGCAAGAUGACCAGUCUCACUGCUAAGGACAAGGAAACCGUCAGGGCCUUCUGGGCUAAAGUGUCUGGAAAGGCUGAGGACAUCGGCAAAGAUGCUCUGAACAGGAUGCUGAUCGUGUACCCUCAGACCAAGACUUACUUCGCCCACUGGAAGGACCUGAGCCCCGGCUCUGCCCCGGUGAGGAAGCACGGAAUCACCGUGAUGUCUGGAGUCGCUGAUGCUGUGACCAAGAUCGACGAUCUGAAAGGAGGUCUCCUGAACCUCAGUGAGCUGCAUGCCUUCACUCUGAGGAUUGACCCUGCCAACUUCAAGAUUCUGUCCCACAACAUCCUUGUGGUCAUGGCCAUCAUGUUCCCCAACGACUUCACCCCUGAGGUCCAUGUGUCUAUGGACAAGUUCCUGGCUUGUCUGGCUCUGGCCCUGGCUGAGAAAUACCGAUAAACAGCAGAAGAUGACGGAGACUGCAGCAUGAGUUCACUCUGCAAAUUCAAUAAUAAAUGAAUG